Messenger RNA from Rhagoletis zephyria (snowberry fruit fly), 601 nucleotides. The record is from RefSeq and is a predicted model, not a curated record. Lineage: Eukaryota; Metazoa; Arthropoda; Insecta; Diptera; Tephritidae.
AACUCCUGCAUCAAACAUCAAGAUUCGCCUGGGUGAUUAUAACCUGCGCGCUCAAACGGAGCAGUACCCACACGAAGAGUACAGUGUGAAGCGGAAGGUGGUCAAUGAGAACUACAACCCAGCCACUUACCAGAAUGACAUUGCCUUACUAGAGCUUAGUCAAGAUGUGAUAUACCGGCCGCAUAUCUUGCCCAUUUGUUUGCCACCCAAAGACAGUGCAGUUUCAGGCCGCAAUUUUACAGGCUCUAAAGCGACGGCAAUUGGCUGGGGCCGAACGCAGUACGGCGUCUCCACCUCGCCAGGCAUUCUUCAGAAGGUUGAAGUGGAAGUGCUCGACUCGGAUGAGUGCCAAAGUUGGAUGAAGAGUGUCGGACGUCGGGAAAAGAUAUUUCCUGCAAUGAUGUGCGCAGGAUUUAAAAAUGGCGGCAGAGAUAGUUGCCAAGGCGACUCAGGAAGCCCACUUUCUCUUCGGGACGACGGCAAGUUCAUCCUCAUUGGCCUUGUCUCCUGGGGCGUCGGCUGUGCGCGACCAAACCUCCCUGGAGUGUACACGCGAAUCACCGAGUUUGUCGAUUGGAUCAACAUUCACGCCUCCAAUUAG